AUGGCACAGGAGGCAGCCCCCAUCCUGCUGGUGGUCCUCGCCGAGGUGGUGUCAUCCACGUGGCACGAAGGGUCUGGCUACUACGCUGCUGAGGGCCACACCAACGAGGUGUACGUGGAAGAGCCUCCUCCUGAGCCUGCCCUGGACUAUCGCCGAGUGCCCCAGUGGUGUGCCACGCUCAACAUCCACCGCGGAGAGGCCACCUGCUACUCGCCGCGGGGCAGCUCCUACCGCAGCAGCCUGGGAACGCGCUGCGAGCUGAGCUGCGCCCGCGGGUACCGGCUGGUGGGGCCCAGCGCUGUCCAGUGCCUGCCCAGCCGCCACUGGUCCGGGAUGGCGUACUGCCGGCAAAUUCGGUGCCCCAGGCUUCCAGCGGUGCUGCGGGGCUCCUAUGUCUGCUCGGCUGGGGGACAGAUGGAUUCCCGCUGCGACUACACUUGCCAGCCUGGCUACCAGCUGGAGGGCGACCAGAGACGCAUCUGCAUGGAAGAUGGGCGCUGGAGUGGCAGCGAGCCAAUCUGUGUAGAUUUGGAGCCUCCUAAGAUCCGCUGCCCAGACUCCCGAGAGCGGAUAGACGAGCCAGGCAAGCUGACUGCCACCAUCUACUGGGACCCACCCCGUGUGAGGGACUCUGCUGACGGUGUCAUCAAGAGGGUGAUGCUGCGGGGCCCAGAGCCCGGCUCUGAGUUCCCUGAAGGAGAGCACGUGAUCCGCUACACUGCCCACGACCAGGCCUACAACCGAGCCAGCUGCAAGUUCCGCAUCCGCGUGCAAGUGAGGCGCUGCCCUGUCCUGAAGCCCCCGCAGAAUGGCUACCUGUCCUGCACCUCUGAUGGCAACAACUACGGUGCCACCUGCGAGUACCUGUGCGAGGGGGGCUACGAGCGCCAGGGCACCUCGCUGAGGGUCUGCCAGUCCACCCAGCAGUGGACAGGCUCCCAGCCCCUCUGUGCACCCAUGCAGAUCAACACAGCUGUGAACUCAGCUGCCAGCUUGCUGGAUCAGUUCCACGAGAAACGUCGCCUCCUUGUCAUCUCGGCCCCCGACCCCUCUAACCGCUACUACAAGAUGCAGAUGUCCAUGCUGCAGCAAGCUGCCUGUGGGCUGGACCUGCGUCACGUCACCACUGUUGAGCUGGUGGGGCAGCCCCCACACGAGGUGGGACGCAUCCGGGAGCACCAGCUGUCCCUCAGCAUCAUCGAGGAGCUCAGGCAGUUCCUGCACCUCACCCGCUCCCACUUCAACGCGGUGCUGCUGGACAAGGGGGGCACUGACCGCGAGCGCUACAUCUCCCCCAUCAACCCUGACGAGCUCUUUGUCUUCAUCGACACUUACCUGCUGAGCGAGCGGGAGGCGGCGCGGCGGGCACAGAGCGGGGACCCCUGCGAGUGA
Molecule: messenger RNA, 1392 nt
Organism: Chaetura pelagica (chimney swift)
Lineage: Eukaryota; Metazoa; Chordata; Aves; Apodiformes; Apodidae
Gene: SRPX2
Product: sushi-repeat containing protein, X-linked 2
Exons: 10
Coding region: 1-1392 (463 amino acids)
Source: RefSeq, a predicted model, not a curated record